UUCAGUAAAUUACUAAGUGCAAUUGCCAAGAUGAAACGGUAUGAUAUCGUGAUUUCUCUUUGCAAGAGGAUGGAAUUACACGGGGUUUCACAUGACAACUACACUCUGAAUAUUCUUAUCAACUGUUUCUGCCGCUCACGUCAAGUGGGUUUGGGAUUUUCUGUUUUGGGGAAGAUCAUGAAAAUUGGUUAUGAGCCAAACGUAAUCACAUUUAACACUCUCAUCAAUGGAUUAUGUAUAGAGGGUAAGCUUUCCGCGGCAUUAAACUUGGUCGAACGAAUGGUAAAGGAUGGAUACACUCCUGAUGUCGUAACAUGUACCACCGUUGUCAACGGACUAUGUCUCCAAGGUAGAAUCCACGAGGCCGUCGUUUUAGUUGAUCAGAUGCCAAAGAAAGGCCAUCAGCCCAAUGUAAUCACUUAUGGUGCUAUUGUGAAUGGCAUUUGCAAGUCAGGAGAUUCCGCUCUAGCUUUAAAUUUGCUCAUCAAGAUGGAGGAAAGGCAUGUUGAGGUCAACGUCGUAGUUUAUAAUACGAUUAUAGAUUGUCUUUGCAAAGAUGGACGUGUAGAUGAUGCGCUUAACCUUUUCAAAAAGAUGGAUGAUCGAGGAGUUGAGCCAGAUGUUGUUACCUACAACACUUUGAUAAACGGUCUUGGUUGUUAUAGUAGAUGGACUGAUGUCGCACGAUUAUUGAAUGAUAUGAUCAAAAGGAAUAUCACUCCUAAUGUUGUCAGUUUCAAUGGAUUAAUCGAUAAUUUUGUCAAAGAGGGGAAGUUUCUAGAAGCCAGAGAGCUUUACGAGCAGAUGGUCCAGAGAGGUUUGGUUCCGAGUACUUUCACUUAUACUUCGUUGAUUGUUGGACUUUGCAUGCAGAAUCGUCUUGAUGAGGCGAAAAAAAUGUUUGAUUCUAUGGCUACCAAGGGUUGUCCUCCGGAUGUAGUGACUUUUAGCGCUCUCAUAAAUGGAUACUGCAAGUCUGGCAGGGUUGACCAGGGUUUGAAACUCUUUAGUGAGAUGUUUCGAAGAGGAGUUGUUGCUGAUACACCUACUUAUACUUCUCUCAUCCAAGGGUUUUGUCGAGCAGACAAUCUUGCUGUUGCGCAAAAGCUUUUCCUAGAGAUGCAGUGUCAGGGUCAAUAUCCUAACCUUGUAACUUUCAAUGUCCUGCUUGAUGGGCUAUGUAAGAAUGGAAAGCUAGAAGAGGCAUUGUGUUUAUACAACAAGAUGGAAAAGAGUGGGAUGAACCUCGAUAUAAUCGCACAUACUAUAAUCAUUCAUGGCUUGUGUAUGGAUGACAAGGUUGAGGAUGCAUUGCGAUUGUUUAAUGGGCUUUUUGAUAGAGGGGUGGAACCGAAUGUGAAAACAUAUACUGCAAUGAUUUCUGGACUUUGUAGAAAAGGUUUACUGGAUGAAGCCGAAAAGCUAUUUAGAGAGAUGAAAGUGGCUGGUGUGAAGUGUAUCUGA
Molecule: messenger RNA, 1464 nt
Organism: Tarenaya hassleriana
Lineage: Eukaryota; Viridiplantae; Streptophyta; Magnoliopsida; Brassicales; Cleomaceae
Product: pentatricopeptide repeat-containing protein At1g12300, mitochondrial-like
Exons: 1
Coding region: 31-1464 (477 amino acids)
Molecular function (GO): protein binding
Source: RefSeq, a predicted model, not a curated record